AUGAUAGAAAAUGAAACGAUUUCUUUUCCAACGACCUGUGAUGGUUUCAUUGAAGUCAAUCUUGCUCAAUAUAUACUAAAUCGUUCGACAGAAACGGAUGAGACAAAUUGUGAUCAUUGGCCAUGUAGUAAUAUGUACACUCGAUGUGAUGGAUUUUGGAAUUGCAUGGAUGGUAGUGAUGAGCUGAACUGUUCAAAUUGGUCUAGUACAUGUGCAGCAAACGAGUUCAAAUGUGUGUCGGCUGAAACAUUCGAAUUGAUUUGUUUGUCUGCCAUUCAUGCUGGUGAUGGACACGUCGAUUGUCUUGGUGGAUCUGAUGAACGUGUCUAUUGCCGCAGACAAAGACCUGCCGCUACUGAUGAAAGAUAUCGUUGCUGGAACAGUACUGAAUGCAUUACUGUGUAUAGAAUGUGUACAAAUUUGGAACAGUGUCCAUUCGAAGAUGAUAAAAAGUUUUUCGAAUAG
This is a messenger RNA of Rotaria sp. Silwood2, 465 nucleotides long. NCBI's taxonomy places the organism in Eukaryota, Metazoa, Rotifera, Eurotatoria, Philodinida, Philodinidae. The record is from the annotation of a GenBank genome assembly.